Molecule: messenger RNA, 3320 nt
Organism: Haliotis rubra (blacklip abalone)
Lineage: Eukaryota; Metazoa; Mollusca; Gastropoda; Lepetellida; Haliotidae
Exons: 9
Coding region: 260-1465 (401 amino acids)
Source: RefSeq, a predicted model, not a curated record
UGUUGACGAAGAUUAAUGACCACAAUAUUGUAUGUGUGAAAUCUGGUGGAGAGUUCAACAUCGCCAUGGAUACAGAGAACACGGUGUGGGUCUGGGGAAAGAACGACACUGGACAGCUUGGUUACCAUGUCAUUGAACUGUCUAGCCAGGCUCCGACAGACACGGGUCCCGGCAGACGCUCAACUCCCAGCAGUACUGACUUCCUCAAUCCCACAGUCCUCAAAGGACUUCCUGCUCAGGAUCCAACUGUUAUGUCACCAUGGCAACAGUCGUUCCUGGCAUCCUCAGAGAGAGUGGAGAUUCAGAAUAUUGGGUGACAGAUGGGGCAGUGGAGGACCACCAUCUUGCCAUGAUCCCCAGUCUAGAGAAGGUCAGCAAGGUCAAAUACUCUCGCAAGGUCAUCCCAGUAGUGCUCAAGUUCCUGCCUCACCUGUGUCAGAUCACCACAGCCUUGAUACAGUGUGUUGAUGCUGGGGAUUGGCUGACCGCUGCCGACCUACACCUCCUGUCCACCUGUCACAGUCAGGCGUUGUUGUGUCAGCUGCAGGUGUUGUCAGACAGGAAGCAGUUCAUGUCGGCAGAGAGUUUCCGUCACUUCAGCAUCCAAGUGAUCCAGCAUCACAUCAGAUGCACAGUGAAUGGUGACGACACCCAGUCCGAGUUGCAGGAGGAGCUGAAUGUGAUUGUUGUUGAGGUUCUGGAUUACUGGGAGAAGCAUGACCUGUUGGUGGUUGACCUUGAAGCCAUCUUCCUCCACCAGCUCACACAGCUGGCUCCCGCACUCAGUCUCCUGCUGUUCAGGUGCCUGGAUAAGAGUGAAGAACCUCCUACCACACUGCUAGGACCUUCGUGCAAGUUCCUGGAGAAGUUCUCCACAGACUUCUGCCUGAAACUGCUGCACUCCGUGUUGACCAGCUCGUCCAGGAACCCCAACACGCUGCCCAAACAGUGGAUGUCUCUGCUCCAGCAACACACUUCAGAUGAUGCUGGGACAGGAGACUCCAGCACGGACACAGUCAACGUCAAGCCUGAGCUGACAGAGAGGAAGGUUGAGAUCCAGCCUUGUGAUAAACUGAUACCGUACGAUCGUCUGUGGCAGGACAUUGUACAGAACCUACAGAAACAUGCAGACUCCCGUAGUUACAUAUCCCUCACCAGGAAUGAGAUGGACCAUCUCGAGGUGCAGCUGGAGGACCAGACGAACAGACAGAACGAUGGGAAGGACACACAGACAGACACCACCCAGCCCAUCGACCCUGACUGUGCCAUAUUGUUCACAUGUGGCCAUCACUUCACCAGGAAAACAUUCACAGAAGAGGUGCUUGUCAGCUUCGACCGUGAGCUGACCGAGGGACCUAACAAACUCCCAUACAGUGCGUCAGUGCUGAAACAGUAUUACAGCAGGCAGGGGUUACUUCCCCUUGCUUGUCCCAAAUGUGUGCUGAAUGCCUUGAUGACAAUUUGAUGAGACAAUCAAAUUUGAAACGUGAUGUGUCAGCAGUUGUGUGUUCAAACAUUUUGAGAGUGAGUCUGGAAUGACUGAGUUUUGCAGGGUAAUUUAUAUUUCAUCUUUAUCAAACCCAAAUAUUGUAAUCAGCAUGAGAACUGACCCAGAGAUGAUGAUGUACAAGAAAAAACAGCGCCGAAAUACAAAUAUUCCCCAGAUCCAUUCACUGCCAUAGACCACCAGACUGAUGUCCUGCAGGUGUGGCUAAUGUGUCUCCCAGUACAAGACUGUUUUCAUCACAUCAGUUAGUGUACUUUUAGACCAGACCAAUUGCAUUUCUUGCUUUUCGGAUCCACCGGCCGUAUUUUUUCAAGAAUAAGAAAAAAAAUAACAAUUAAUUAUCCCUGCUCAAAAACUAAAAUCCUCAUGUUUUUAUUGGCCAAAAAUGUAAACUUAAAAAUAAAAAUUGGGGUUUUUUUUGCCCCCAUACAAACUUCAUAAAUUGGCCAAAAUAAAAUACUUUUAGUAUUCAAAAGGAAAACUAUUUUGACUAGUGAUUAUUAUUUUUUUUUUAAUUUUCUCUUCUGUCUUUAGGUUUUCUGAGGACAAAAAUCCGUAAAACAAGAAAUAAAAUGGUUCUGGCCUUAUCUAAGAGAUUCCAUUCAGCUCCACACUAUAAAUCUAUCACAUUCUCCAUGAUAUGGGUCUCACUCGCUUAAAAUUGACAAACGAAAACAAGUUAAAUUUGUUUUCCAGAUCAUGUACUAUUGAACAUUCCUAUUUCAAGGUUGAUGAAACUAUACCUUUUGUCAUUUUUAAAAUAAUUGCUUCUGGGCAACAGUAUACUGUACCUAUGCACUGUUUUCUGUGAAACAUAUCUGUAAGAAGCACAAAAGCAACUGUCUUGGUAAUUUACAAGCUACAAAAGGGGGCACUUUUAAACAUUACCAACAGGGUAAUCCUUUGGGUUGUCAGAAGGUGUUAUUUCAACAAGGUACUUUAUGUCUCAGAUACAAUAUAUUAAUGCAGUUAUACUUAUAAAGUGUAUGUCCACACCCAUAGAGGCAGCCAUAGAACAAAGGGGGAGUCACCAGGACUUAGUUACGUAUUUCGUUGUGUAUAUCUACUUUUCUGCUCUCGGUUUAAGGUUGUGUUUAAUUUAUAUUUUGCAUGGUCUCUUAAUGAUUUGUCAACUCUUAUUUUUUAUUUAAAACAAAAGUGAAGAAAAUCAGGCCGUUUUUUAAAGUGUGCAUGGAUUAUUCUGAAACAGGAACCACUUUGACAGAGUUAGAUUUGGUUCACAACUGAUGCCAGAUUGUAUUGACUGAUAGUCUUGUGUGAAACUAGUCAUGAAUUCCUGGCAGUGCCUAUUGAUGCCCAAUUGCAUGCAUUAACUGGUUGAAAGCGUUCUCACUGAUCUCCAACUGGAUGAAGAUCCAUGGUCCUCAUGGAAGAGAGUGUUGUCACUUAUUUCAAACUGGAUGGAGAUGGUCCUACUGGAUGGAGACCCAUGAUCUUGAUGGUGAGAUGUCCUACUGGAUGAGACCCAUGGUCCUGAUGGUGAGAUGUCCUACUGGAUGGAGAUCCAUGAGAUGUCCUACUUUUUGAGAUCUAUGAGAUGUCCUACUGGAUGGAGACCCAUGGUCUUGAUGGUGAGAUGUCCUACUGCAUGGAGAUCCAUGGCCCUGAUUGGAGAUGUCCAACUGGAUGGAGAUCCUUGCUCCUGGUGGUAUAAACUGGGCAAUAGGUGUUUGCAUAUAUGCAUUUUAUUUAAGCUUUGUGUGUCAUAUUUGAGAAUAUGUGGUAUUUAUUUAUACCUAAGUGAAAGGUGUCAAAAUUUGUUACAAUUGUUGAAUAAAAAAUUUGAAAUGAU